Messenger RNA from Gongylonema pulchrum, 270 nucleotides. Lineage: Eukaryota; Metazoa; Nematoda; Chromadorea; Rhabditida; Gongylonematidae. The record is from the annotation of a GenBank genome assembly.
AUGAUCAAGGUACUGAAAGAUUUUGAUCAGUUCUUGUUUCACCACGGUAAACUUCCCGUUAGUGAAAUCAUUGGCAAUCUUCAUAUGGUUGCCAGAGUUGCAUCACCUGGUGCUCAACCAACUGAUGACCCUCGCCUUCCAGGAGGAAUCUUCGCUGAUGACCCUCAGCCAACCGAUGACUCUUGCUUUCCAGAGGAAAUGUUUGACGUGUUUACUACGAGUUUUUGUCCGGCGCUACGAUUCCUGAGCCAUCUGCCGAUAUACUUCUAA